UUUAAUCCCCGCGACUGCAGCAGCGCCGGCUCCCUCCCGGUCCCCGCCUCGGCCCCGGGCUCCGAAGCGGCUCGGGGGCGCCCUUUCGGUCAGUGUCGUCGUCUACCCCCCCACCCCAGCCCCAGCCCCUGGGGACCCAGGCUCGCCAGCGCCCAGCCAGGGAGCCGGCCGGGAAGCGCGAUGGGGGCCCCUUCAGCCCUGCCCCUGCUCCUGCUUUUCGCCUGCUGCUGGGCGCCCGGCGGGGCCAACCUCUCCCAGGACGACAGUCAGCCCUGGACAUCAGAUGAGACAGUGGUGGCUGGUGGCACCGUGGUGCUCAAGUGCCAAGUGAAAGAGCAUGAGGACUCGUCCCUGCAGUGGUCUAACCCUGCCCAGCAGACGCUCUACUUCGGGGAGAAGAGAGCCCUUCGAGAUAAUCGGAUUCAGCUGGUUAGAUCUACACCCCAUGAGCUCAGCAUCAGCAUCAGCAACGUGGCCCUGGCGGACGAGGGUGAAUACACCUGUUCCAUCUUCACUAUGCCCGUGAGAACUGCCAAGUCCCUCGUCACUGUGCUCGGAAUUCCACAGAAGCCCAUCAUCACUGGCUACAAGUCAUCGUUACGGGAAAAGGAUACAACCACCCUCAACUGUCAAUCUUCUGGAAGCAAACCUGCAGCCCAGCUCACCUGGAGGAAGGGUGACCAAGAGCUCCACGGAGAACCAACCCGGGUGCAGGAAGAUCCCAAUGGCAAAACCUUCACUGUGAGCAGCUCAGUCACCUUCCAGGUCACCCAGGAGGAUGAUGGGGCAGACAUUGUGUGCUCUGUGAACCAUGAAUCUCUGAAGGGAGCUGACAGGUCCACCUCGCAGCGCAUCGAAGUCUUAUACAAACCGACGGCGAAGAUCAGGCCGGACCCUCCGCAUCCCCGUGAGGGCCAGAAGCUGUUGCUACACUGUGAGGGGCGUGGCAAUCCUGUCCCCCAGCAGUACCUGUGGGAGAAGGAGGGCAGUGUGCCCCCGCUAAAGAUGACCCAGGACAGCGCCCUGAUCUUCCCCUUCCUCAACAAGAGUGACAGCGGCACCUACGGCUGCACAGCCACCAGCAACAUGGGCAGCUACAAGGCUUACUACACUCUCAACGUGAACGACCCCAGUCCGGUGCCCUCCUCCUCCAGCACCUACCACGCCAUCAUCGGUGGGAUCGUGGCUUUCAUCGUCUUCCUGCUGCUCAUCCUGCUCAUCUUCCUCGGCCACUACUUGAUCCGGCACAAAGGAACCUACCUGACACACGAGGCAAAAGGCUCCGAUGAUGCCCCAGAUGCAGACACGGCCAUCAUCAACGCAGAAGGCGGGCAGUCGGGAGGGGACGACAAGAAGGAAUAUUUCAUCUAGGGGCGGCCCUCCAGGGACCCCGUGGGGACUGCUGGGGCCAUCACCAACCUGGACUUGUACAGAGCGACCCCAGGGCCGCCCCUCCCGCUUGCUCCCCAGCCCCCUCCACCCCCCUGUACAGAAUGUCUGCUUUGGGUGCGGUUUUGUACUCGGUUUGGAAUGGGGAGGGAGGAGGGCGGGGGGGAGGGAGGGUUGCCCUCAGCCCUUUCCGUGGCUUCUCUGCGUUUGGGUUAUUAUUAUUUUUGUAACAAUCCCAAAUCAAAUCUGUCUCCAGGCUGGAGGGGCAGGGGCCUUGGAGUGAGGAGAGAAAAAAAGAAAAAAAAGAAAGAAAGAAAAACCCAGAGCGUUAGGAGGAGAAUGAAGAGAGGGUAGGGGCUGGAAAGGAGCAGGGUCGGUUUGUGGGGUUGUGUGGGGGGGGUGCCCAGCCCUCCAUCCUCUACAGCAGAGCCUCUUAUCGGACUUCUCCAAGAAAGGGACACUUUCGAGCAGGAGCUGAAGGUGGCUUUUCCUCUGUUAGUGGCACACCUUGAGCUGUGGAAGCAGCAGGUACCGCUGACCCCCUCUCCUCCACCCCAAUGGGAAAGGAGUGAAUGGGGGUCCCCAGGGGAUGUGACCUGCAGGUGGCAUGCAGCUGUGCAGGGACCCAGGGCUUCCCCCUGGGGAGGACACAGGUCCCUACAGGAGGGACAGAUUUGGAGAGGAAGGAUGGCAGAGAUGGCCCCAUCUGCCCCUUGCCCCCCCCUACAGUGAGUGAAGCCAGGCCCUUUUCCCAGGAACCGCCCUUGGGGGCUAGCAGAGCCAGGCUGCCCCUCCCUGCUCCAGCAGCUGUGGGAGAGGGGCUGCUCUGGGGCCUGAACUGCAUCUGCUUCCCCACCCAGGGGCCCCUUACUCUCACCCAAGCCCUGGACUGUUGCACGGCAACCACUCUCAGCAAACUGCUCUCCUUGUCUUGUGCUGCCCUGUGCCCCUUCCUGUUCCCCAAGCUGUCCCUUAGUCCUCCCUCCCUCCCUCCCUUCCUCCCUCAGCAGCCAGGCAGACAUAACAACAAAAAUACUAAAAGGCGCUUCACUGCACUGAGCUGUUUCCUGCCCCAACGAAGGGAAUACUGUGAGUGUGUGGAUGUGUGUGUCCAUGUGUGUCUGUGUGUCUGUGCACAUACAUGUGUGUGUAUGAAUGUGAGGCAGAGGGGGUCCUGGGCAGGUGGGCGGGCUGUGGGGCCUGUACAGGAGGGCUUUGGGAGCUGGGGGUCCCUAGGUAGGCAGGCCUUGCACCUCACCUGGGAUGUUGCUUCGUCCUGCUAUUUUCCAGGCCUUCCUGACACCUACCUGUCAUAGAGAAAACCAUCCCAGGGGGUGUUUGAGCUCAGCUGUCCACUUCAUCUCUCCCUCAAACACAGGGCAUCCAAUCCCUGCCUCCAUGUCCCCUCUCAGAGCCAUGGCGUCAGUGCCAGAGCCUUUGCUAUGCAUCCCUCAGGCCUCUCCCUGGCACUACCCUGGAAUGACCACUGUCAUUUCUUAUUCCCAUAGUGUGUACCCGGUGUGUUGAGGGCUGGAAUGAAACCGCCUGUCUCCUUCCCAUCUCCAGCCCUGCUUUUGAUUUUGUGUCUUCCUUGUGGCCGAGCUGGUUGCCGUGGAGACAAAGUUGCUCACCCUCCCUGUCUGGCCACCCGCCUCCGGCCCAGGGUGCCCCCUGGUGCCUCCCUAACCCCCCUCCAGCAUGUCCCCCCUGCUCUGACGACCCGGGGGCGUGCAUGGUGGGGGCAGCUGCAGCCAAUAGGUUUGCCCACCCCCUUCAGUUCAGGUAAUACCCUCAUGAAUCUUCCAGCCACUGGUCAGGGCCCUGGGCGACACAGGCGGCCCCUCACCUAAGCCAGGGCUCCCUCCUCUUACAGCAGCAAGGCAGCCCCAGGCCCCCAGGUCGGUGGGCUCCUUGCUUCCCAGCACCUGCUUCUGGGAAAAUACUUUUCCUCUUUGAGCUGAACCACUCUGUCCAUGUUACACAGAAGCCAUAUUUGUACGGGGGGCGGGGGGAGAGGGGCCGUCGUGCUGUGUGUGUCUGUCUGGGGUGGGGGGUGGAGCAGGGAGGGCAUCGUGUAUCUUUAUAAUCUUUCUAAACUCUCCUGUGCUAAUCUCAGAGGGGCCACCCUCAAUAUAUCUGGAUUAUCCGUG
Messenger RNA from Sus scrofa (pig), 3539 nucleotides. RefSeq names its product cell adhesion molecule 3 (gene CADM3). The record is from RefSeq and is a predicted model, not a curated record. Lineage: Eukaryota; Metazoa; Chordata; Mammalia; Artiodactyla; Suidae. Gene Ontology annotation, biological process: homophilic cell-cell adhesion. Gene Ontology annotation, cellular component: presynaptic membrane.